Messenger RNA from Thalassophryne amazonica, 2342 nucleotides. Its product is annotated as protein unc-79 homolog. Lineage: Eukaryota; Metazoa; Chordata; Actinopteri; Batrachoidiformes; Batrachoididae. The record is from RefSeq and is a predicted model, not a curated record. Gene Ontology annotation, molecular function: protein binding. The coding region runs from base 200 to 1846 and encodes 548 amino acids. The transcript is spliced from 16 exons.
ACGAUGAGGAGACGCUCAGCCUUGCAGUUGUGGUUCUUUCCAUGUUCAUCCACCUGAGCCCGGAUUUGGCCGCAUCGAUGCUUCUGGACAUCAUGCAGUCUGUGGGCAGGUUGGCAUCUAGCGCUAAUUUUUCUGGACAAGCUGAGAGUAUGCUGAUCCAGGGAACGUGGCAGGUGUAGCCAAGCAGUUCCUCCGCUGCAUGUUCCACCAGCUGGCCCCGAACGGCAUCUUACCCCAACUCUUCCAGAGUAACAUCAAAGAUAGAAGUUUUCUGAGGACACUUGCUUCUUCGUUGGUUGACUUUAAUGAACUGAGUUCAGUUGCCGCUCUCAACAUGCUGCUCGAGGGAUUAAAUAACAAGAAGAAUCUGCCAGCAGGAGGAACUAUGCUGCACUGCCUUGACAACAUUGCCACCUUCAUGGAGGCUCUCCCCAUGGACUCCCCCAGCAACCUAUGGACAACCAUCUGCAACCAGUUCCAGACUUUCCUCACCAAACUGCCCUCUGUGCUUCCUCUGAAGUGUCCCAUGGACUCCAGUUUGAGGAUCAUAAUUUGUCUUUUGAAAAUCCCCACCACAAAUGCAACGCGGAGUCUGUUAGAGGCCUUCUCCAAGCUGCUGAGCUUUGUCAUCCAGUACGGCAUGUUCAGUCUCUCCUACCUUGUGGAACUAUGUGGACUUUGUUAUAAGGCCUUCAAUAAGGAGAGAGAUAAGUUCUACAUGUCCCGCAUUGUGGUGUUAGAGCUUCUACAGGCUCUCAAGUUCAAGUCUUGUCUGCCAGAUACAAACUUGUUACUGCUCAUCCAGUUCGUCUGCGCAGAUAUCGGCACACGCCUGGCAGAAUCCACCAUCAUCCAAAAGCACAUGAUCUCAACGCUGCCGGGGUGCUCAACGGCUGCAAUGGAAUGCAUGAGGCAGUACAUCAGCGAGCUCCUCGACUUCAUCGCCGACAUGCACACGCUAACCAAACUCAAAAGCCACAUGAAGGCUUGCUGUCAACCGCUGCACGAGGACACCUUUGGGGGGAACCUGAAAGUGGGUUUGGCACAAGUUGCUGCCAUGGAAAUCAGCAAAGGCAAUCACCGUGAUAACAAAGCAGUGGUCCGUUAUCUACCCUGGCUUUAUCACCCUCCCUCCACCAUGCAACAAGGUCCAAAAGAAUUCAUUGAGUGCGUCUCCCACAUUCGUCAACUCUCUUGGCUUCUUCUGGGUUCCCUGACACACUGCGCCCUGCACCAGGGCUCCACCUCCUGCAUGCCCAUCCCUCUAGAUGCCGGCUCUCACAUCGCUGAUCAUCUUAUCGUCAUCCUCAUUGGUUUCCCAGAACAGUCAAAGACGUCGGUGCUGCACAUGUGCUCCCUGUUCCACGCCUUCAUGUUUGCCCAGCUGUGGACAAUCUACUGCGAGCAGGCAGCAGCUGCUCCGUCCUUGCAGAACCAGAACCAGACCGAGUUCUCCUCCAGUGCCAUCCUCACUGGCCUGGAAUUCUGGAGUCGUGUCACGCCGAGCAUCCUGCAGCUCAUGGCCCACAAUAAAGUGAUGGUGGAGAUGGUGUGUCUCCAUGUCAUCAGUCUGAUGGAAGCUCUGCAGGAGUGCAACUCAACCAUCUUUGUCAAGUUAAUUCCUAUGUGGCUCCCAAUGAUUCAGUCAAACCUCAAGCAUCUGUCUGCGGGGCUGCAGCUUCGUCUGCAGGCUAUUCAGAACAGAGUGAACCGCCAGAGCUUGCAGGGCCAGGCACCCGGCACGCCACCCUUCGCUCUGCGCAAAUGGCUGCAGUGCACCCAGUUCAAAAUGGCUCAGGUGGAGAUCCAGUCGUCUGAAGCUGCCUCGCAGUUCUACCCCAUGUGACCUCCUUGUUGCUCGCUGCCGUCUUAGCUCGGAGUUCUACAAAACAGACGCUGGCUGGGACUCGUGUGGACCGAACUGUUUUAUUACACAAGUCUAUGUACAGAAAAUCUGCUAUUUUAGAGUACAAUCACUGGAACUGUUAAAUACUUGGUAUGCUUGUGUGGGAUGAUUGUGCCAGGUGCCUAACUGUUGUUUUCAACAGAUCUCAAGGGUUGGUAGAUAACUAAGGGAACAUCUAUUGACCCAUGUUAGGAGCAGUGAGUCUAGAAACAAAUGCUUGUUGAAACUUACAUUGUAAAAAAGAAACGGUUGAGAACAUGUAAGUGCAGAUUUUUUUAGUUUACCGAACUUAAUGACAUUCAGUAUAUCUAUUUAUAUAACAAGGUUAAUGUGAAGGCGAGGUUAAAACAAUAUACUGAAUUUAAUGUUGUGAGUUAAUAUGAUUCACAAUUUUAAGUUGAUCAAACUCAACAUAUCACUAAAAGGACAAGUUAUC